Molecule: messenger RNA, 1650 nt
Organism: Pocillopora damicornis (cauliflower coral)
Lineage: Eukaryota; Metazoa; Cnidaria; Anthozoa; Scleractinia; Pocilloporidae
Source: RefSeq, a predicted model, not a curated record
UUAAGCUAAUUACGUUGUAGCUCUGUAACUCCGCCUAAACUGUAUAAAGCCUUUUAUAAUGGUAAAGAGUCAAAGUUGAUGUCUUUUGUUGAGAGUCGAUUUUAUUGUGUUAAUGAACGACCUAUGCCGUGAUGAGCACUCGAUUACCAUGGAAACUAAUCGAUUAAUGCAACAAUGCGAUUUGAUUUGUGAUUUGAUUUUCCACACAGGAAUCUGCGUUGUACUGGUAGCGUGCACAAUGUAACGAACGUCUGAUUGAUUCAAUAUCGAGAAAUGUCCUUUGCCACUUUUGAUGACGAUGACGAGGAUGGGAUCGAUCGAAUAGUCUUGUCGCUAGAACAAGUUUCUCACGAACCGGGGGAAUUCGUAGCAUCGAGCGAUGCUCUGUUGACUGGUUGGACUGUAGAUCGCUGUGUAGCUCCAAAUGAAAACAAACCUUCGUCUCACCGAUCCUCUCUGGCCGUAAAAGACUCUAAAGAUCUGAGAUCGAGUACUCCUCGAAAGAUAUUUUCUCGCCAGAGAAAUCGUAAUGACGUGAUCGAGUUUAAACAUUACCUACACCCUGAGAAAUACAUCGAAGAGUACAGGAAUGAAAAGACUAAGCGACAAGAAGCUGCUCUGAGAGAAUUAGCAAACAAGACCGAUAGAUGCAGAGCGUCUGAUAGCAGUGUAGAGUUGAGAAAAACUUGUACAAAUUGCGAUUAUUUAGAGAAUGGAACGUCCAAACACGUCCCUAGUGUUGUAAGUAUGAAGGAAGUACAAACAGUUGAAGAUGACAAUACUGUUAAGCCGUUCAUUGUUGUCAAAUCAAAAGGAUUGACUCGACCUGCUAAUUUGCCAAUGUCGGGACAAUUCCACGGCAGAAAACUUCAGUGGAGGCCAUCUGUUACGAACAGAAAGAUAACUCACUCAAAGCCAUCACCUUGGAGUCAAGCACACAUUGAUGUGACUCUUGAGAUUACAUCACAGGGUGGUGGUGACGUCAGUCAGUUGGUCCACACCAGCAAACAGAACGAGGAUAACAAUUUAUUCCAAGAGAGAAGAUCAUCGGCGAACUUAGUGAUCAAGAGAGCAGACUUAGGAGGUUCACCAACUGCAACACUGCGAACAAACAACAAAAGUCCGUCCCCAGCUACUCGAGCUAUCACUUCUCAAGCUAUCAUAACUCAGUGCUCUCCGAUUGAAAAAUGCGACGCAUGGGUGAAAAACCGAGAUAAUGAAUUGGGAAAUUUCUCCAGCAAAGUGAAGGAACAGCUCAGCGCAAAACCGCCGACUGUUCGAAGAAUUCUCGCGUCAUCUGGACACUCUACACCGCUUUCUUUACGCGGAAACUCGGUGAGCUCUCCUCAGAAAGAUUCGUCUGGUCCACGAUCGACGGAAAGCUCAGCGAGUUCAACUGGAAUGGAUUAUUCUAAAUAUACUGACAUGUUUAAGAAUGUGUUAGAAUUUUACGGAACGAGACGUUUGAGGCCAAAAUCACAUUCAGCAGUGGAACAGUUAUUAUCCAUGAAGACAUGACAAUCGCAUAUUUGUACAGAGAGGACUGUAGGCCUGUCUGUAGAGUAUGUCUGUAGAGUUCUUUUUAAGCGUUGAUUCAGUUUGAAUGCCAGAAUCCGGCGCUGCAUUGCACGUUCAAGAUCUCGUCAAGUU